GCCAUCAGAUACUAAAUUAAUGAAAAAAUUUUUUGGAAUUAAGAACAAAGAUGAUGCAGUUCGGCCAUUAUCUCCACAACCAGGUCCAAGCAAACCGUCUGCUUCAGUUCAAGAAGAAUCAGAGGAAACGAGACCGAGUACAACAAAUGAAUUACACUCCACUUCUGAUUCUGAUAAUUCAGUAUCCAGUAAGGUGCAGCCAAGUGUCAGAUUUUCCAAUGCUUUCAUUUGUAAUGUCCUGGCUGCCGCAACUAAAUAUUUGAGAUGUUCAUCUGAUACAAUAGUCGAUCCACAGUACAUGAACUCCACUAAGGAUUUCACCACAGAAAACUCACAUCCUGUGAUCACCACAUGGUCGACAGAUGAAUUUUUAUCCAGUUCUUCCUAUAAAAAUACAUGA
This is a messenger RNA of Acanthoscelides obtectus, 400 nucleotides long. Lineage: Eukaryota; Metazoa; Arthropoda; Insecta; Coleoptera; Chrysomelidae. The record is from the annotation of a GenBank genome assembly.